UGAUUGGUUUUAGCAUCCGGAUUUCGGAAUGUGUCCCAAUGUGUGAAAGGGGAUACAUGGGAUGCUGUUCGGGUUAUAUCUGGAAUGAGAGAGACCGAGUCUGUCAAGAAUGCGGCGUCGGGUACACGGGAGAUAACUGCAGUUUUACCUGUCCCUACCCCCUCUACGGGAAGAAAUGUUGGAAUACUUGUCAUUGUGAUAAUGUAACAUGUCUACCAACAAUAGGCUGUAUCUCUACAACAGAGCAGUUACCUAAAUCAUCUUCUGAAUCAAAAACAGGUUCGCAGCAUGAAACAAAUAGGUUCACUAUUAUUUUAUAAAGAACAAUUCAAAAAAUAUAUGUAUACAAACCAAUCGUUUUUCAGCUUUAAAGAUGCAUAAAUUUAUAAGAUCGGUGACCUUUUUACUAUCGAUAGUAAUGUUGAAUGAUUGUUUUUAUGAAAUUGUGACGUUAUAUCAAAAUAAGUUUCCAUCUGUUGAGUAAUCAUAAACUAAGUAUGGAUAUCGGGACAUUUAUGGACUACUGCAGAUCACUAAAUUUUCACGACAUCUUAUUUGCGCGAGAUAGUC
Saccostrea cuccullata (small rock oyster) is the source of this 570-nucleotide messenger RNA. Its product is annotated as platelet endothelial aggregation receptor 1-like. The record is from RefSeq and is a predicted model, not a curated record. NCBI's taxonomy places the organism in Eukaryota, Metazoa, Mollusca, Bivalvia, Ostreida, Ostreidae. The transcript is spliced from 3 exons. The coding region runs from base 39 to 320 and encodes 93 amino acids.